Messenger RNA from Toxotes jaculatrix (banded archerfish), 1019 nucleotides. RefSeq names its product LTO1 maturation factor of ABCE1 (gene lto1). The transcript has 5 exons. Lineage: Eukaryota; Metazoa; Chordata; Actinopteri; Toxotidae. The record is from RefSeq and is a predicted model, not a curated record. The coding region runs from base 155 to 580 and encodes 141 amino acids.
UCCGGUGUGGAAACCGAUGGAAGCCGUAGUGUAGAUUAGCGGUUAUCAGCGGCGACAAACCGGACAGGUUGGAACCGUGGUGAUUAAAGUGAGCGGGCCGCGAAGACUAUUGUGGCAACAGCUUUAUAAGAAAAGGCGUCUAAGUCCGGUGAACAUGGCUGGCGGGUGCGGAAAUGAGGAUCUGUUUGAUAGUAUUCUUCUGGCGGAUGAACGGUUCCGGGGGGAGGGCUACCGGGAGGGAUUUGAGAGAGGCACACGCCGAGGACUGCAGGAUGGACGCAGACAUGGAGCUUCUCACGGAGCCAAGUUGUCCACAGAGAUUUCCUUCUAUUAUGGGUUUGCUGUCACGUGGAAAUGUCUCCUCCAGAAUAACACAGAUGUCAAAUCAAGAAAGCGUGUGAAAGCUCUGGAGGCUCUCCUGGGUUUGAUCCAAAACUCUCCUCAUGAUGAUCCACAGUCUGCAAAGCUACAGGAGGACAUGGAGAAGCUUCGAGCCAAGUUCAGACAGGUCUGCUCCAUGCUGAGCGUCCCAACUGACUUCAAGGAUUACAUCAAGACCUCUGAAGGGACGUCUUUCUAAAUCUCUCCUGAUGAUGGUGGUGAUGAGGAGGAGGAGGAGAAGGAGCCGCCGCCGAGCCGACCUCUGCGUCCCAGGACAGAAGAGAGGCACGUUGAGUUGCUGUCGGCCAGCAGCCCCGAUGCCUCACAGGCGGCAGGAGGUGACUGGUCUGCAGUGGAUUCAUUAGAGGGUUUGAAGUGUGAAGCACUGACUGUGUGAGAUUGACAGUCAUCUCUGAGAGCCGUCUUUACUCUGAGAAGGACAGAGAAGUCCAUGUCCUCAUUAAACUGGAUCAGUCUGGGGAGAAGAAUGCAGUUAUUUUUCAUGUUAGACUGUGGAGAAAGGGUGGAUCUACUGUAGUGAUUCAGUGUUUUAUAAGGAACUGAAAAUCAAGAAAGCAAUAAACAGACUGUGAGACAAAGUUGGCACAGAGAUGCCACAAUUAAAUCUUGGAACACCA